AUGGGCUCUCAGAUAUUUAGGUGUGUUAAUUUUUUGAACCGGUUGCUGUUGCUAUUGUCUCUGGGGUGUCCUUUUGCUGCUACUUAUUUUGAGUUAUCCACCUUGAGCAGUAAUUCAACUCAGUACAAGCCUGACCAUCAUGAUGCUGAGGACUCUGCUCAGGAUGAGAGACUGAAUGUUUUUACAGUGGAUUAUAACUACGUGCAAAUUCCCUAUGAAGUUACACUUUGGAUACUUCUUGCAUCUCUUGCAAAAAUAGGAAAAGCUGUUAAGAGUUCUGCUGUGUUUGCAUUUUACACAAGAAAUGGCUAUAUUGCCAUUUCUUAUGUGUUAUAUAACAUAUUCAUCGCCUUCACCCAGAUGCACCGAUAUGAAGAGAUUGAACCUGUUGAUGUUCUUGCUGGAUUUGCUCGUUUCUUUGUAGUAGGACUAGGCGGAGUGCUGUUUGGCAUCGUGUUUGGAUUUGUUUCGGCAUUCAUGACUCGAUUUACACAGAACAUUUCUGCCAUCGAACCACUGCUUGUCUUCAUGUUCAGCUAUUUGUCAUAUUUGUCUGCUGAAACCCUCUACAUCUCAGGCAUUCUGGCGAUGACAGCAUGUGCAGUGACUAUGAAAAAAUAUGUGGAGGAGAAUGUUUCCCAGAAUUCCUACACAACCAUAAAGUACUUCAUGAAGAUGCUGAGCAGUGUCAGCGAGACCCUGAUUUUCGUGUUCAUGGGAGUGUCCACAGUUGGAAGGAACCACGAGUGGAACUGGGCCUUUGUUUCCUUCACUCUGCUCUUCUGCUUGAUUUGGCGUGUGCUAAGUGUGUUUGCUCUCUUUUAUAUCAGCAACAAGUUUCGGACUUAUCCCUUCACCAUUAAAGACCAGCUCAUUAUUGCCUACAGUGGCCUUCGAGGAGCCAGUAGUUUCUCUCUUGCAUUUUUGCUUCCGAUGUAUCUCUUCCCUAGAAAGAACAUGUUCAUUACGGCUACUCUUGUAGUUAUAUAUUUCACCGUGUUCAUUCAGGGAAUCACAAUUGGUCCACUGGUCAAGUAUCUAGAUGUUAAAAAGACUAACAAGAAAGAGUGCAUCAACGAAGAGAUUCAUGUACGAAUGAUGGAUCACUUGAAGGCUGGAAUUGAAGAUAUAUGUGGGCAUUGGAGUCACUAUCAACUGAGAGACAAAUUUAAAAAGUUUGACACUAAAUAUCUAAAGAAAAUCCUGAUCCGGGAGAACCAGCCCAAAUCCAGCAUUGUAUCUCUGUACAAGAAACUAGAAAUCAAACAGGCCAUUGAGAUGGCAGAGAGUGGGAUGAUAAGUUCAGCUGCAUCGACAGCUUCUCUCCAGAGCUAUAGAAAUCAAAGAAUGCAUAGGCUUUCCCCUGAAGAGGUGGAGUCCAUGCGGGAUAUGCUGGCACAUAGUCUGUAUCAAGUACGACAAAGGACCCCGUCAUAUAACAGACACAACCUGCCAACAGAAACAAGCGAGAAACAAGCCAAAGAAAUUCUCAUCCAUCGCCAGAACAGCCUGAGGCAGAGUGUCAGGAAAGGAAACAGCUUACCUUGGGGGAAACCGGCUAGCACCAAAAAUGUGCGUUUCCUCUCUUUACCGUAUGGUACUCAUCAUCCAGCUAGACGAAAAGCAAGGCAUGAUGCUUCUACAGGUGAUUACAGCCGUGAUUCUGAUUCAAUGGUCUCCAUCAUGUUCAGUCCACGGCUCCGAGCAGGCUCACUUGGAGCAAACCAUCGUCAGCAGGAGAUGGUUCCGAUGGAGCAGUUAGAUAGAAGAGAGAAACUGUCAGAUUUUGCAGGUCAGAGGGGAACCCCAAGCAAGCAGGAUCACACAGCUAGAAUAAGAAGACCGGCUUUAAUGCCAAAGCCCCAGUUUGAUGCAGUAUUUGAAGAAGAAAUACAGGGAUAUGAAUCAGAAGAGGAGGAAGAAGCAGUCGCGGCAUCAAGGCCAUCAGUCAAAUGGGCAGCUGAGAAAAGAAAUGUAAGACAUUUCCACAAAGCCCCAAGCUCCCCAUUCUGGAGAAAAUAG
This is a messenger RNA of Terrapene triunguis (Three-toed box turtle), 2022 nucleotides long. It is a transcript of the gene SLC9A4, whose product is annotated as solute carrier family 9 member A4. Gene Ontology annotation, cellular component: membrane. NCBI's taxonomy places the organism in Eukaryota, Metazoa, Chordata, Testudines, Emydidae. The record is from RefSeq and is a predicted model, not a curated record. Bases 1 to 2022 code for a protein of 673 amino acids. Gene Ontology annotation, biological process: regulation of pH; sodium ion transport; proton transmembrane transport. The transcript is spliced from 12 exons. Gene Ontology annotation, molecular function: sodium:proton antiporter activity.